Molecule: messenger RNA, 3335 nt
Organism: Amphiprion ocellaris (clown anemonefish)
Lineage: Eukaryota; Metazoa; Chordata; Actinopteri; Pomacentridae
Gene: telo2
Product: TEL2, telomere maintenance 2, homolog (S. cerevisiae)
Exons: 20
Coding region: 388-2796 (802 amino acids)
Biological process (GO): telomere maintenance via telomerase; protein stabilization
Cellular component (GO): cytosol
Molecular function (GO): Hsp90 protein binding; telomeric repeat DNA binding
Source: RefSeq, a predicted model, not a curated record
GGUUCCUCGGCAUGACGUCCGUGUCAAAACGCGAAAUAUUUCUAAAAGCUGCAAAUUUAGCUUCGAAAAUAAAGAUUUUAAUAUCACCGUAACUAUAAACCAUAUCCGGAAGGGCUAGAUAUAUUUUUGUUGUUUAAUGAAUAAAACUGUUACGGUGCGUAUCACAUUUUGCAAGCUAACAGUUAAGCUAAUUCGCUUAGAAACGUAAUUCUUUGUAACAUAAGUGCUAAUAUCUGCUUUUUUAUUAAUAUUGUUGACAUAACCCACAUGCCGUGUUGUGAACAGUGUGUUUAUUCGUUUGAGUGCAUAGUUAGAAGUCAUACUGCAGUUUAUGUAUAUUUUUUUUCAUGCAGGAGGUGAUGCUAGCUCCUGUUUACAUGUUCACAAAUGGAGCAAGUUUCGACAAACGCUGAGGUCCGCCUAACUGUGAGCCAGUGUUUCCGGACCCUCACCACGUCCACGGACAGUACAGACAUUAUCAGCGCUUUAAAAACACUCCUCUCCCACCUGGAUGGAGGACCUGAAGGCACCACCACCGCAGCCCAGCAGGCAGAGUUCAGGAGAGCUCACUACACUCGAACUCUUCAGCUCCUUGUGAGCAACCUCCAGGCAGACUGGCUGCACAGCUUCACAGCAGCUCAGCGCUCAGAGCUAUGGGACAGUCUGUUCCUCAGAGGCCCUCCAGAUCAGGCGCUGCUGGUGCUGAUGGAUGGGAUAGGAGAGCUGAGACCCAGCACAAAUCUGGACCACCUAGUCAGCAUCACCGAGAAGUUCCUUCAGAAUCAUUGUCUGGCGGAGCUGCUGUGGUCCUACUGUCUGCAGGCAACUCCCUCUGACUCUCCACAGCUCAGAGAGACUCUGCUUGGACGGAUCAGUGCCCUGCCGGAUCUCACCGCCAACAAGUUACAUCUCAACAACAGGCCUGUUUUUCUCCCUCAGCAGUACUACCCACUGCUGGCCACAGAAAUGCUCACUGCCCUUGAGCGAACCUGCCAGGCGCUCAGAGAUGGCACAGACUGUUCGUUGACUUUUGUGGCUCAAACACUUGGGAAAGUGUGCAUCCAGGGACACAGCGGUUUGGUCCUGGCCGUGGUGGCUCCUCAGUUGUCCGUCUGCACACGCUCAGACAUGGUUUGGCAGAGGGUUUGCUGGAAGCUGAUGGAGAACGUUCCACAGCGAUGGAUGGAGAGCGUUCUCACUGGGCUGGUGCAGGCUGUCAGUGGGCCGGAUGCUUUGGGGAGGAUCAUUGGGAAUCUAGUGUUGACAAAUAAAAAGGCUCAAUUUGUCAUCACUCAUAAACUGCUGUUGCUGCAAUACAAGUACGAGACUCGGGUCUUGAGAAUUGUUCUGGGUUACCUCGCAGCAGACAAAGAUCGAAGACCAUUUCUUGUCCAGGUGUUACGGUCUAUAUGCCAGGCCUGGGCUAACCCCAGUGCAGUGAAACACACACCUCUAGAGCAGCAGUUGUAUGUCAGCAAGACUUUACUGCUGAGUGUGAGUCUGCUGAAAGACUCUGAGCUACAGGAGCUACGUUCAGAGCUACUUCAUUGUAUGCUGGGUGGCAUGCAGAGUCACCUCGACAGCAGCGUGGUGCGUAUCAGACAUAUGGGGAUGGUGGUGGGAGAGUGCCUGAGCUCCCGCAUGGAUGGAAGCGGAACCCAACUCAAAUUUGAGUACGAUCAGGAUGAAGAAACCCGUGAGCUGCUUUCUCUCAUGACUCCCAUCACUUGUGAUGAAGCAGAGCCUGAGCCUGUAAACAGGGCCAACUCUCUUCAAGAGACCAAUGAAACAAUGCCAUCCACUGAGAAUACAUCAUCACAAAAUAAAUCAGCACCUCAGUCAUCAAAAACCGAUGCAGACUCAGACCUUGAUAGCGAUGAUGAGCUCACUCCGUACGACAUGUCUGGAGAUCAGGAGAUGAGUCAGGCUUCUCCACCUCGCUACCUACGAGACUGUCUGGAAAUUUUAAGAUCCUCCGAGGACGGAGUGCGUGUGGAGCUCAGUUUGAGAGUUGCUGAAAGUUUAGUGCGGAGGAACGCCUUUGCAGCCAGAGAGAUCAGCGUCCAGAUGUCCAAAGUGCUUCUUCAUAUGGAGGAUAAAUACAACAUUAUUGGCUUCCUGGGUCUCAGACAGGCAACUAUGGUGGCUCUCACUGUCACAGACUGUAUUCCUGUAACUCAGUAUUUGACCACAGAGUUUUACUCCUUAAACUACAGUCUUCGUCAGCGGCUUGAUAUCCUGGAGGUCCUUACCAUAGCAGCUCAGGAGCUCUCAAAGCCAAUCACUGACAAGAGAGAUCCAUCCAUUGGCCCUGCUGCUACCUCUGAGCUGAAUACAUACCCAGGUGACAACCCUGUUCACUGGCAACAAGUGGUAGAAAAGCGAAUUCAAAGCAAGACAAAACACUUCAGUAAGGGUGCCACGAAACCUCCAGCUAAGGCGACCCCAAACCGUUACGCCCCUGUUGCUGGACACUUCUUUUUUCCUUUGCUCAGGAAUUAUGACAAGCCUCAGGUGACCUUCGACCUCCUGGGCAGUGAUCACCUGGUACUGGGCAGGUUGAUCCACACUUUGGGCCUCUUUAUGCAUCUGGCAGUCAAUGCACCGAUAGCUGCACAGAUGGGCUGUGCUUUGCUGGACUUUGUGUGGGCGGUGCGAUACCAUGUUGACCAGAUGGUGAGACGAGGCGUCCUCUUCGCCGUCUGCUCUGUGUUUCUGAGUAUGCCCAGUCAAAACCUACUGGUGGACCUCAGUGAUCAGCUGUUUGAGACCAGAGCUUGGCUGGCAGGUGAAUAAAAAGAAGCAUUGCUGAUGUGGCUGAAGGUGACCCUGAUGCAGAUUGCCGGAAUCUGGCUGUGCAGAGUUUGGUGCUGCUGGAUAGAAGUGUGAAAAAGCAGCUACAAGAUCCACAAACGCUCAGUCUGGAGUCAUGAUCACAGCAUCAGCAGGGAAUAAUGAAAGUCUGUACGUGAGAAUAAACACGUGUGAAGAGAGAUUAUUGCACUUCCACCUACCCACUGGUCCUCAUAGAGACUGGGGUUGGUGGAAAUGAUGUUCCGGAUAUUUGCUGGCACAAAGGGGUCAGCCUCACGCAAAUGGAUGAUCCCAGUGAUCCAGUGACGGAUGUCCUUCGAGCUUCAGAGCUGCUUACUGCAGGUGCUGCAAAUUUUACUUCAUUUCCUGGAACAUACAGCAAACUAGAGGAAAAGAUGGGCACACGUCUUCGCACACAUUUAAGAAAGGCUUUGCGCAUAUACACCUUAUAAUACACUGCAUUGUUUACAUGAAUGUCAGGUGUUUAAUUUAUGGACCAAAUAAAAUUGUAGUAGAAUGAA